UCAGAAUGCAUUGGUGACAUAACUGCAAGAAAUCAUGUUUUAACUUUCAGUGAACCCUCAAAUGCAUUUUCACCUUCUUGCCCCAAAACAGCCCAUGUCUGUGAUCUUCUCUCAGGUGCUCAGAAGACUAGUUGUCAUGAAAUUUUAGAGAAUGAAAAUAUACAACAUUGUUCUAGGGAAAAUAAUGAAGAUGAAGGAAUUGAUAUGUUUGUUGAUAUGUUUAUUACUGAAGUCAUUCAAAGUUCUGUGAAACAGUUAAGCAGUGAAAUAGUCACGGAGCAAAAUGCAAGUGUUGAAAACCAAAGCAAUGCAAACAUGCCUAUGCAACAAAGUACUCUGCCAUAUGUUGAGUCUGUAGAAGGCUCAGUCAACUGUGGAAAACAAGAUCCGAAUCAUCAAGAGCAAAAGAUGCUGCAGUGCAAAACAUUACAUCAAGAUCUAAAUCAAAUAGCCCGUCAGACCUACCAGCCCAGCAUCCUUAACUUGGACAUCAUGUAUGUGAAGUUUCACAGUGUUAGUCUAGGUACUGCAUGUUUGCGGACGUUUGCCAAAGCAAACCCAGGACUUCACAUGUUCAGUAUUGCUUGGAAGGAAUUGACAGACCAUUCUUUUGAAGCUGUCAUAGAAAGUGAAAGGGAGUUAAAAACGGUGUCCUUGGUUGAAUGUGAGCAUCUGUACACAUCCAGUAUAAUAAAGCUGGGUAUUUCCUGUCAGCACCUACAAAACAUUGAUUUGAAAGGAGUGAACUUCAUCCAAGACCCAGCAAUAACUGCUCUGGUAAGCUCUGGGAACGUACGCAAGCUUUCUCUGGCAGAGAGUGACAUCACUGAUGUGGCACUGAGGAAUAUUGUCAGAUAUGGAAAGGACAAACUAGAAGACUUGGACCUGUCAUGGUGUGAGAACAUUACUGAAGACGGACUGAACGAAAUUGCUACAGCUUGCUCUCAGCUCCGUAGCUUGACCCUGCGUCGCUGUCCAGCCACUGCUAACACCCUGAAAUUGCUCUCAGAGAACUGCCCCUUACUGACCUCCCUCAACCUGUCUGGUAUAGGCUCCAUGAAUGAGGAUGUUGUCAUUAGCUGUCACUGGGUGACCAGGCUGGACUUGCUGGAACAGCUGGACCUCAGCUGGAAUUUGUGGGUAACAAAUGAUGGGGUAUCAACUGUGCUGCAGUCCUGUAUUUUCCUGAGGCAUUUGAGUCUUGGUGGCAAUAAGAUGCUUACUUCCAAACCUUACUUACCCAUGAUUUCUGAUGUGGCAAAAUGGAGGAGAAGCCAAGCAGUGCUGAGGUUCAAGAUACAGGAGCGCAGGUUUUUACAGGAUCACCCAGAAUCUAACACUGGAGAUUCAAGCGACGAGGAAUAUGAAGAUCUGUUCCUGCCUCACAGGUCCACAUCCUAUGCCUCAGAGCUGAGAUAUCUGAAUCUGGAGUACUGUGACAUGGUAAACGAUAUCCACCUGGGAGAGCUGGUGGCCGUCUGCCGGGGGACACUGCAUAUAGUAGGUUACUAUGGAGAGGCAGUGGAGCCAGCCUGGAUUGCUGCACGGAUGGGUAGCCUCUUCUUAGCACCAAGUGGGAUUGUAGUUUGACACCUGUGACCUAAGGGAAUACUAUGGACAGGAGAGCUUUUUAGACAAAAGGAACCCUGCACCACACCUAACUGUUCUGUGAUGAUUGUGACACAAUAGUGAUAAUGCUGUAGGUUUUUUUGUGAUAUCAGAUAUAUUAUAAUCAUAACAUGGUUUGACUAGUCAUGGUUUGAGAAAAAUAGGAGAUCAAAGGGGUAAAAUGGAAGCUGGUCAUGGGGUAAUAUCACUAAGUGAAUCACAGCUGUUAUACAUACAAAUUGAUGUUGGAUACAAAAGUUAUGCUUGGAUACUAAUACUUUUGCAGCUUUGCAACCAAAUGACAUGGCAGAAAGUGGAAAAACAUUGAACACGUAUGGUAUAUUACCUUUAAGGCGUAAUUUCAGUACCUCUUCAGCACUUGGCGACACUAACAUUUGUCAUAAAUUCAGUUUAAAUCUAUGGCUUCAUUCCUAUAGAUUCUGAUUUGUUAAGCUGUCAUAAGCAAACAAACCAUACGGAAGUUAUAAAAAUAUGUAGAUUUAUACAUACUGAUGAAAUUAAAGGGGGCAUUAAUAAUAGUACUAUAUAAUAAUGAUAAUAGGGUUAUAUUGAAAAAAAAAGAUGUUUCUGUCAGCGGGCAUUCAGAACAAUGGACUAACAGAUCCAUAAAUCAAAUACGUCCGUCCCACUUGAAUGCUCGUUACAUAAUUCCUGCGUGGGAUCUAUUCUGUGUCCAAUCUGGAAUUAAGCAACAAGCUUUUUAGUGGAUUGCCAUAUUUGAUCUGUGGAUCUGUUAGUCAGCUGUUCUAAUUUUCACUUUAUUUUAUUGUAUCAGCAUUAUAUAACAUUUCGCUAUUUUAAGGGAAAAACAAUUCAUAUUAGUGCCACGAUUUUAUUACACACUGAGAUGUUGAACAAUUUUAUGUUCUGCCAUAAACAAAAAAUUACCCUAUAUAGUGUUUGUUUGACCUAAAUCAUACAAAAGAUGAAAAGUGACACAUAUAAUAGAAAACUACCAAUUCACAACAAUUAUUUCACAUAAUUAGAAUACAAUCACAGUUUUUAACAAGCUAAACUUCAAAUGUAAAUAUGUUUACACUUAAAUGAUGUAAUGAUGUUAACACAAUGAGUACACUAUAGGAUAACGGGACUGGAUCCAUGCUGCAAGUUGUAGAUAAACCAUUUAAAAAAUUGUAAAAGUGUCUUCUACAAUGUCUGGGUCAUACAAAAGUACGAGUCUGAAGGCCUUUCAUGUUCAACUGAAAAUGAUGACCUUGUCAGAAACACAUACUGAAAUGCAAUCAUUCCCCAGUUUGUUUUAAGAUUUUU
Lingula anatina is the source of this 2898-nucleotide messenger RNA. RefSeq lists its product as uncharacterized. Gene Ontology annotation, cellular component: SCF ubiquitin ligase complex. NCBI's taxonomy places the organism in Eukaryota, Metazoa, Brachiopoda, Lingulata, Lingulida, Lingulidae. Gene Ontology annotation, biological process: SCF-dependent proteasomal ubiquitin-dependent protein catabolic process. The record is from RefSeq and is a predicted model, not a curated record. Gene Ontology annotation, molecular function: protein binding.